AACUGUUGGCACUUUCCAGGUUACUAGUCACUGAAUAUUCAAAGGUCAACCCAAUAAAACCCCUCACAUUUCUCAUACCAACAACUAAACAUCAACUCAACUCCAAUUUUAGUCAUUUCCCCAUAAUUGGCAAACUUCCCGGCAACCCACCAUGGACACCCUCCAAUUUUUCCUCUUCAUAUUCCAGCUUUUACUCUGCCUCAACCCAAUCUCCGCGGUGGACUUCCUCUUCAACUCCUUCACCGGCGCCACCAACACCACCAACGUGACCCUCAUCGCCGACGCGCUCGUAGACUCCUCCGUCGUCCGCAUGACCAACGACUCCAACCAAUACUCCUUCGGCAGAGCCUUCUACACUAAAAAAGUCACCAUCAAGAAACCCUUCCCUUCUUCUUCUUCUUCUUCAAGCAACUUCUCUUCCUUCUCGGCCUCCUUCGUCUUCUCCAUCUUGCCGCAGAUCCCGACGAGUCCCGGAUUUGGCCUCGCUUUCGUUCUCUGCAACACAACCUCCCCUCCCGGCGCACUCGCCAGCCAGUACUUCGGUCUCUUCACCAACGCCACCUCACCUCCCCUGUUCCCGCUCCUCGCCGUCGAGUUUGACACAGGCCAGAACCCUGAGUUCGGCGACCCCGACGACAACCACCUCGGCAUCGACCUCAACAACAUCGUUUCCAAGAAAACUCAGCCCGCAGGGUACUACAACUCCACCGGAGGAUUCGUCCCCCUCCGAAUGCGAACGGGACAGAACGUUCACGCUUGGAUCGAUUUCGACGGCGAGACUAUGCAGAUCAACGUCACCGUCGCUCCGGUGGGGCUUCCCCGCCCGAAGAAACCAACUCUCUCGUACACAGACCCGGAAAUGGCGAACUACUUGUCUUCUGAUAUGUUCGUUGGGUUCUCUGCUUCGAAAACCAAUUGGAUCGAGGAACAGAGAGUACUCGCAUGGAGUUUCAGCACUUUAGGUUCCGCAAGAGACAUAAAUACAACUAAUUUACCAGUUUUCCAGCCUACAACCUCCUCUUCCUCUCUCUCCGGCGGCGCAAUCGCCGGAAUCGUUCUUGGCUGCGUCGCUUUCGUGGCAAUCUUUGUCUCGAUCUGUUACCUGUGGUGGCGAAAGAAGAUGAAGGAGGAAGAAGAAGAGAUCGAGGAUUGGGAACUGGAGUACUGGCCCCACAGAUUCUCCUACGACGAACUCAGAACCGCAACGGGAGAAUUCAGGAGGGAGAACCUUCUAGGCUCCGGCGGGUUCGGAAGAGUAUACAGAGGAAUGCUUCAGAACAAAACAGAGGUUGCCGUGAAAUGCGUCAACCACGACUCAAAGCAAGGCGUGAGGGAAUUCAUGGCGGAAAUUUCAAGCAUGGGGAGGCUGCAGCACAAGAACUUGGUCCAAAUGAGAGGGUGGUGCAGAAAAGGAAACGAGCUUAUGCUGGUUUAUGACUUCAUGCCCAACGGGAGCCUCAACAAGUGGGUGUUUGACAACCCGCCGAAGCUUCUAGAAUGGGGGAGGAGGCGAAGGGUGCUCGUCGACGUGGCGGAGGGGCUCAACUACCUUCACCACGGGUGGGACCAGGUUGUUAUUCACAGGGAUAUUAAGUCUAGUAAUAUCUUGCUAGACUCUGACAUGAGGGGGAGGCUUGGGGACUUUGGUUUGGCGAAGCUAUACCAGCAGGGGGAGGUUCCCAACACCACGCGUGUCGUUGGCACAUUGGGGUACCUCGCGCCAGAGUUGGCUACUGUGGCGGUGCCAACUUCGGCGAGUGAUGUUUAUAGUUUUGGAGUGGUGCUUUUGGAGGUGGCAUGUGGGAGGAGGCCGAUUGAGACGUCGGCGGCGGAAGAGGAGGUGGUGCUAAUUGACUGGGUGAAGGAGCUGUACGCCAGUGGGAGGAUGUGUGAGGCUGCGGACCCGAGGAUUGAAGGGGAGUAUGAGGUUGGGGACAUGGAGAUGGUGCUCAAGCUUGGGUUGGCUUGUUGCCACCCUGAGCCUCAGAGGAGGCCAACGAUGAAGGAGGUGGUUGCAGUGCUUGUGGGGGACAAUGUUGCGGAGGAGCCGGGGAAAGUGUUGUCUGAUUUGGUGCGUGGCGACGGUGGUGGUCUGGAGAAAGAGGAGGAGACCACGGCUUUACAGGGAAACCUUCCGGAUUGACUGCAUAUAAUUGGACUCCUUUUUUCUUGUCAGUUAAUUUGGAUUUUUAUUUUGGUGUUGAAAUUUUAUAGCGUGGUUUGGUGGUCAAGGAUUACAUUAAAUUAACAUUGUAUUUAAUUCGUUUCCAAUUGUUUAUUCGUUGAAUUUCAGAUCCAACGGAUAAUUUAUUGGUUGUUACUUUAGGUACAAGUCCUUUGUAAUAGAUGCUGAGUAAAGCAAAAUUGCUUACUCCGUUCCAAAA
This is a messenger RNA of Arachis duranensis, 2384 nucleotides long. RefSeq names its product L-type lectin-domain containing receptor kinase S.1. The transcript has 2 exons. Gene Ontology annotation, molecular function: ATP binding; carbohydrate binding; protein kinase activity. Bases 152 to 2143 code for a protein of 663 amino acids. Gene Ontology annotation, biological process: protein phosphorylation. Gene Ontology annotation, cellular component: plasma membrane. NCBI's taxonomy places the organism in Eukaryota, Viridiplantae, Streptophyta, Magnoliopsida, Fabales, Fabaceae. The record is from RefSeq and is a predicted model, not a curated record.